Molecule: messenger RNA, 729 nt
Organism: Periconia digitata
Lineage: Eukaryota; Fungi; Ascomycota; Dothideomycetes; Pleosporales; Periconiaceae
Source: the annotation of a GenBank genome assembly
CGACUACUCACCACCAAGCCCCGACCAUUACACUGUCACAUUGCAUUUAUUACAAAGGUAGCAGCUACGCGCAGGAAGCUUGACAACACACACCUGAGCAUCAACCACGACGCCGAAAACGCUCUCUGUACCCGAUUAAAAAUGUCGCCCACCCCUCCCACUCCCCCCAAGGAGGACAGUGUGGAACAACAGUCCGCUCCCUCGCCGGACGCUCAGGAAACACAAAUGCAGGGUGUCGGGUACGAAUUCGAAGUGAAAGAACAGGACCGAUGGCUUCCCAUCGCGAAUGUGGCGCGUAUCAUGAAGAUGGCUUUGCCCGACAAUGCCAAAAUCGCAAAGGAGGCCAAGGAGUGCAUGCAAGAGUGCGUCAGCGAGUUCAUCUCCUUCAUCACUAGCGAAGCUUCCGAGAAGUGUCAACAGGAAAAGCGCAAGACCGUCAAUGGCGAGGACAUUCUCUUUGCCAUGACUUCCUUGGGUUUCGAAAACUAUUCAGAGGCGUUGAAAAUAUACCUCUCCCGCUAUCGUGAGACCCUGCUCGCAAACCAGAACAAUAAGCCAGCCCAAGGGCCCUUCGGUGCGAGCGGAGCCAAUGGCUCUAAUGCGAACGCUGGUCCCAGCGCCGAGGGUGCCGCACAACACGGGAACGUUCUAACUGGAGGCGGUGAAGUGGGAGGCGACGACAGCACUACUUUCGGAUACCAGGUUCAGAAUGGUGACCCCCAAUUCUGA